ACAGAAUCUCGCCUCGACAAUGUCCACUUCGCUGAUUCGCUGCGCGACGGCCGCAGCGCUCGUCGCCACGUGCGACGGCUACAUGCCCAGCGCCGCGCCGUCGCGCGCCGCCGCCGUGCGCCCCGCUGCCGCCUCCGUCUUCAUGGACGAGACCGUCUUUGAGCGGGCGCUCGCGGGCGAGCUCGAGGAGGAGGGCUUUGAGAACCCGUUCAUGAGUGAGGUCGGGUGGGCGGACUACCUCGACAAGAAUGCAAAGUCGUCGUACAACAUGAACCAGCGCCCCUCGCUUGCGGAUGACGGCUACUACACCGCCAGCAUUGUUGACAACCCGCUCGACGUGGUGAGCGACUGGCUCGGCGCGAUGAAAGGCUACGUGACCAACCCCGUCGCCACCGCCUUUCCCACCAUCUCCAACGACCCGACCGGCGCCCGCUCCUACCCCAAGGGCUCCAACGAGGUGAGCGCGCGCACCAUCAAGCCGAAGGAGAAGGACUUUGACCCCAAGAAGCGGAUCGUGGGGAUCCCGGAGGGCUGGACGGCGGCCUUCACGCUCAACGCGCUGUCACACGUCAACGACAUCACUGGCACCGACUUCGACACGGCAGACUGGCGGCAUGUCGCCGAGUACGACGCCGCCUCCACCUCGGUGCGCACCCACGUGGAGGCGCGGCGGGCCGUCGUCCUCUCCGUCCCCGCGGAGGGCGGAGGGCGGAGGGAGCUUCGCCGUUUCGCGGCAGGCGAGCGCGUCUUUGUCGAGCAGAGCCGCAAGUUCAGCGAGGAGGAGACGCGGCGGCUGGCCGAGGCAGCGGGUCUGCGGCUGAGCCGGAGCUGGGCCUCGGACGACUACCUUAUCGCGGAGCUCGUCAGAGGUAGCGCCUAGCGGGGCUUUUGGGGCCGCCUGCAGAGACAGAGCGGUCCCAGAGCGCGGCACACGCGUGUGACGAGUGUGAGUCGUCGUUGAAACCCAGAGUGCAGAGACACUCUACGCUCUCUCGAUGUGUUAUUUCAUGUGUACAA
This is a messenger RNA of Emiliania huxleyi CCMP1516, 1017 nucleotides long. RefSeq lists its product as hypothetical. Bases 20 to 880 code for a protein of 286 amino acids. The transcript is spliced from 6 exons. The record is from RefSeq and is a predicted model, not a curated record. Lineage: Eukaryota; Haptophyta; Isochrysidales; Noelaerhabdaceae.